UUUUUCCAUCUCGCGUAGAUGUGUUAAUGCACUCAUUCGUUCGUUGCUGUACGGAUGGUCUGGUAUCUAUCAGCUGCCGGCGAUGUGUAGAGUUUUUUUUUUUUCUUUUUUUUUUAAGUGGCCGCACCUGUCGCCGCUAAGUCCUUUACCGCUCAUGAGGCUUUAUUGCCAACCGCUCCUUGUAAGUUCUCGCCUGCUGCUGAAGUCAAAUUCAUUCUGCCCCAGUUCUUUCAGGUAUGACAGUACAGGCUCGUCUCUAAUAUUUAAUUCCCACAAGUUGCUGUCUGCGUCACUUUUUAGCGACUUUGACCCAAAAGUUUGUUCUUCGCCCUAUCAUCCGCAAUGUUUCUCAACGGGAUCGAAAACAACCAACUCAACUGCAGUAAUCCACCCAUAGCCAUGCUGACAACAGCCCUACCUUGCACCAAUGGCCUCGUCUUCGAUGCUUUCCCAUUUCUAAGAUGAUCUAGUUGUUCUGAUACAUACAGUUCUGUAAGCGAAACAUGUUGAAUAGGUUUAUGUCGAAAGUAGAAUGAAAGAACCAUUGUGA
Molecule: messenger RNA, 550 nt
Organism: Umbelopsis ramanniana AG
Lineage: Eukaryota; Fungi; Mucoromycota; Umbelopsidomycetes; Umbelopsidales; Umbelopsidaceae
Exons: 1
Coding region: 83-397 (104 amino acids)
Source: RefSeq, a predicted model, not a curated record